Messenger RNA from Nematolebias whitei (Rio pearlfish), 534 nucleotides. Its product is annotated as olfactory receptor 51I2-like. Bases 1 to 534 code for a protein of 177 amino acids. The record is from RefSeq and is a predicted model, not a curated record. Lineage: Eukaryota; Metazoa; Chordata; Actinopteri; Cyprinodontiformes; Rivulidae. The transcript is spliced from 3 exons. Gene Ontology annotation, molecular function: olfactory receptor activity. Gene Ontology annotation, biological process: G protein-coupled receptor signaling pathway. Gene Ontology annotation, cellular component: membrane.
AUGUAUGAGCGAACUCUGGCCCGAGCUAAAACCUUGGUCUCAGUCCUGGCUUGGGUUUAUCCGGCCUUGAUUCUCACUGCAGUCAUGUUUUUGACUGCUCAACUUCCUUUAUGUGGGACUGAGAUACAAAAAGUCUUCUGUGCCAACUGGAAUGUGGUGAAAUUAUCCUGUGUUAGCACCACAGCCAACAAUAUUUUAGGCAUGUUUUUGUCCAUAACCACCAUUUUCCUUCCACUCUUUUAUGUUCUGUUCACCUAUUUACAAAUUGUGCUGGUCUGCUGGAAAAAAUCAGCAGAGUUCAAAGGUAAAGUGUUACAGAGCUGUUUGCCACACUUAGUUUCAUUCACCAUUUAUUCCAUUGUACUUUUCUGUGAUGUUGCCCUGAGUCGAUACAACGGUGAAGUUAUAAAUCCGUUUUUAUCUGUGAUUUUAUCUUUGGAGUUUGUUGUCAUUCCUCCGGUUCUGAAUCCUCUUGUCUAUGGGUUUAAGUUGCCAGAUAUUAGAAGACACAUUUCAGGGUUGAUUAUGAAAUAA